AUGGAUGAUAUUGAAAAUAUUAUAGAACAAGAAACAAAAAUUAAUAAUGUUGAACCAACUAUUGCUGAAGAAAUACAUGAAGAAAGAAUUGAGAAAGAAAAUCAAGAUGAAGAUAUAUUAUUAAAAGAAAAUCUUACAAAUGAAACAAUAGCUAAUGUUCAUACAUUUCUUUUUGAUAUUUUAGCAUUUUUUUCUAAUUUUCAAUCAAGUCUAAUUGUUGAAUAUUGUCAAGAAACACAAAAUUGGAACUCAAUUCAACAUUUUUUUAAUGAUGAAAAUAUUCAUAUUUUACCUAUAUUCUUUUGUGAUCCUCAAGAACGAUUUCGUUCUAGUAAACGAUCAAGUAUAAUUCUACCACAGUUAAAUCAAUCAAUAAAAACUGAUGAAUCUUAUAUUGGAAUCGGAAUAGAUAAAUCAUUUGAAGAUGGUGGUGUAAUUUUUAUAAAACCAAAUACAAUAAAAUUAACAGAAAGAAAUUUUAAAAAUGAAUUAGUUAUUUUUUCUAUGAAUUUUGGUCAACAAAAUCUUGAUCUAAUGAUAAAUCUAGAAACAAUUUUACUUAGUUAUUUACCAUCAAUAAAAAAAGCUGAUGAAUGGAAUAAAUUAUAUUUAUUUAAUAAAAAAACUGAUCAAAUUAAAUUAAAUUUAAUAUAUCAAAUUGAACAAAAUACAAUUUGGGUGUGGGUGUGGGUAUUUCUUUUCUUUUCACUUACACCCACACCCGCACCCACACCCGCAGCCACAGCCACACCCUCACCCCACCCACACCCACACCCACACCCACAUCCACACCCAUCCCUUGGAUUCCCUUGAAGUCCCAUGGAGUCUCAUGGAGUCCGUAGACUCUCGGAGUCCCGGAAUCUGCCGUUCCCCCCUUGAAAAAACAACAUAUAAUAGAUGAAAAAUUUUGUGCAAAAUGAUCAAUUUCAAAAUGUUAUAGUCAUAAAUGUAAGUGAACCUGAUGUGAGAUAUUUUAGUUAUUACGCAAUUUAAUUUGAAGAGAAAACAACUGAGCACUAACAUAUUGAUUAUAAUAUUUUCAAGGAGAAACAAAUCAUCCCUGAAUCAAUAUUUUCAUAUCUUAAACAUCAAAAUAAAAAUCUUCAAAAAAAAUUUUUCGAGAUAAAAAAUGAAUAAUUCACAUGAAUCAAUACCCAAAAUAAUAACGACAUAUCUGCAUCGUUAUUCAUUUAUAUUGUAUUUUUCUCCCUUGAGUCAUGAUCUAUACCUAUAUCCUGCACUACGAAGUAUGUAAGAUACUUAUAUAAACUUCUACAUGUUUCUUUUCGAGUAAAAGAAUAAGUGUUUAAAGAAAUCUCCAAUAAAUUAAAUUCGAUAUUUCCUAGUAAUUUUUCUGUCGCAUAUUAUUUAAACAUACCGCUAGGUCCCAAUAGCCACAAAUAUAAUUGG
Molecule: messenger RNA, 1410 nt
Organism: Rotaria sp. Silwood1
Lineage: Eukaryota; Metazoa; Rotifera; Eurotatoria; Philodinida; Philodinidae
Source: the annotation of a GenBank genome assembly